AUAUCUGAGAUUUCCAAAAAAAAAAAUCGAGGGAUGAUUUGCUAACGUUGGUAUCAGUGAGUUGAAAUGCAAAGAAAAGGGGGUCCCCUGGUUUGAGUGCAAAAGAGUUCAACACAAGGUUGGUGUCCUCCAAGUUUAACAAUCGUUUUCAAGUUCCACUCCCAUCUCAUUUUUGUAGGUUUGGUUUGAUCAUUCUUUUCAUUUCAGACAUUGCAUGCAUUAUCCUUUCCUACCAUAUAAUUCAGAUUUUCAUGGAGGACGAUAAACAUGACUUCUCUUCUUCCUUUUCAUGGUGGUCAGGCACCCAUAAUCGACCCCUUCAAUCUCCAUGGCUUCAAGCCACUCUUUCAGAUUUGGAUGAGAAGAUUCAAUCGAUGGUAAAUCUUAUACAAGAUGAUGGAGAUUCGUUUGUGGAGAGGGCUGAGAGGUUUUAUAAGAGAAGACCUGAGCUCUUGAAGAUCGUGCAGGAUAUGUAUAACUCAUAUCUUCGCUUGGCUGAAAAAUAUGACCAGCUGAGAUCUGCAGAAUCCAUUCCUGCUUCCUAUUUCAGACCAUCACCUUCUUCUUCUUCUACACUGAAGCUCCUACGAAAUACCAAUAAAGAAAAUACUUCCCAAUCCCAGCCAGUUCAUAAAGAAGGUUCUGAUCCUGAAACUCAAGCCUCCAGCUUCGAGCAGUAUUCCUUUCAUGAACCAGUUUCAUAUAAACAAUGCAAGACGGAAGAAGAUAAAAAUGGAAGUAAUUUGAACGAAGGUGGGCUGAACCAGAUUAUAACUGGUGGUGAUAGCGAAGAGAAUGAGAAAAUAUGGAACCAAACGAGGCAAAAGUUGUCAAAACUUAUCGAGGAUAACUUGAAGGAGCAGAAUGAGCUGAUAAGGAGAAACGAAGAGAAGAGAGAAGUGAUUAAACAACUUGGUGCUCAAAUCAUCAGGUUAAUGGAAGAGAACAGGGCAUUGAAGAGUUGUCUUCCAGGUUAUAAGAUGGAUAUGAGACGAAGCGAAUCUCGUGCCUCCAAGCUAAAGGGUCUUAAUUGCAUCGGCAAGUUUCAGAGCUAAUCUGGUCUUCACCUGCUUUGGACAUGGUUUCUAUUAUUUUAUUUUCUUUGAUUACAAUUGGUUUUGUCACCCACGUAAGAAAGUGGAGUUCUUCCCUGGGAACUGGAAAGUUCUCGCCUUCUGAACAACAAGAAGCUAUUGUUGUUUCCUGUUUGUUGUCAAA
Manihot esculenta (cassava) is the source of this 1218-nucleotide messenger RNA. Its product is annotated as protein NETWORKED 3A. Bases 252 to 1055 code for a protein of 267 amino acids. NCBI's taxonomy places the organism in Eukaryota, Viridiplantae, Streptophyta, Magnoliopsida, Malpighiales, Euphorbiaceae. The record is from RefSeq and is a predicted model, not a curated record. Gene Ontology annotation, molecular function: actin binding. The transcript has 2 exons.